AUAGGGAAGCUCUUCUAGACAUGUCUGAGAGGAUACCGCCUCCCGCGACAACCAUGAGCUCUUUAUCAAGCCAAUCCGAACUCUUGACAUCAAGAUCUACGCCUCUAGAUCAGCCUGCGCCAACGAGGUCUGGUGUCGAUCAUGGGCAUGACCAUUAUUUUGCCAGGCAUAGAUCAAAGACCGACAACUUUGGUUCACAUGGAGGAGAACUUACAACUACAUUAUCCCAUUCUCUCUUAGUAAUCGAUGGAAUGUACAACUUGAGUUCAUUGUCUAUUGAUGAAAUGAACGUUGAAUUUUACAAGGAGUCUCUUAAGCGUCAGAAAGCAGAGAGGAAUGCGAUUGAGGCUCUACGAAGGGCAAAAACAUCCGAGGAUUUAUAUGCCAAGGAGGUGAACAGAAGGAAAGAGAUUGAGGAAGCACUGGCAAGAGAAAAAUUGGAAGUCAAAAUGCUCGAGAACCAGAAUAGGAAAAUCCUGGAGCAACUUCAGACGGCAAACAAGAAAAAUCAAGAAUUGGAACCUCGCAUUGCCGAUUCUGAUAGCGUAUCCAAGAAAUGUUGUGCAAAUGGUAACCAGAGCCUAAGUUGUAGUAGCACCACUUACACCCUCUUAUCCGAAAAUUAUGUAAAUAGAUGA
This is a messenger RNA of Asparagus officinalis (garden asparagus), 638 nucleotides long. RefSeq lists its product as uncharacterized. NCBI's taxonomy places the organism in Eukaryota, Viridiplantae, Streptophyta, Magnoliopsida, Asparagales, Asparagaceae. The record is from RefSeq and is a predicted model, not a curated record. The coding region runs from base 21 to 638 and encodes 205 amino acids. The transcript has 2 exons.